Encephalitozoon romaleae SJ-2008 is the source of this 1359-nucleotide messenger RNA. Its product is annotated as 6-phosphogluconate dehydrogenase. The transcript has a single exon. Lineage: Eukaryota; Fungi; Microsporidia; Unikaryonidae. Bases 1 to 1359 code for a protein of 452 amino acids. The record is from RefSeq and is a predicted model, not a curated record. Gene Ontology annotation, cellular component: cytosol. Gene Ontology annotation, biological process: pentose-phosphate shunt, oxidative branch; pentose-phosphate shunt. Gene Ontology annotation, molecular function: phosphogluconate dehydrogenase (decarboxylating) activity; NADP binding.
AUGGAGAUUGGUUUGAUAGGUCUGGGUGUGAUGGGGCACAACCUUGCACUAAACAUUGUUUCGAAAGGAUACAAACUCCAUGUCUUCAACAGGACGUCUUCAAAGACAGACAGACUUGCAGAGGAAAGCAAUGAUGUCUACCCGCAUUAUUCUGUUCAGGAUAUGGUUAUGGGGAUCAAGACCUCUCCAAAGAUCAUUAUUUUGAUGCUGACAUCCGGAGAAGUGGUGGAUGCAUUUCUUGAGGAGCUUGGUAAAUAUUUGGGCAAGGAUGACAUUGUCAUCGAUGGAGGGAAUUCAUCGUUCAGAGACACUAUUAGAAGGAACAACUGUAAAUUCAGAUUUGUUGGAUGUGGGAUUUCUGGCGGAGAAGAGGGAGCUCGCCAUGGCCCGUCCAUCAUGGUUGGGUGUUCUAAGGGUGCCUGGGAGGAGGUGAAGGGACUUCUUACAGAUAUUUCUGCCAUCAGCGCCUCUAGAAAUGAUCGCUGCUGUGUGUGGCUUGGAGAGGAUGGGGCAGGCCAUUUCGUCAAGAUGAUUCACAACGGAAUUGAAUAUGGGGACAUGGCAGUGAUUACCGAGACAUAUCUAGUUCUGAGGUCUUUAGGACUGGAUAACUUGGAGAUAUCUUCGUUGUUUGAUAGUUGGGACAGGAUGGAAUCCGAGAGCUAUUUGCUUAGGAUUUCAUCCAACAUUCUAAGGAUGAAGAAUGAAAAGGGAAGUGUGAUCGACCAGAUAAUAGAUGUUUCUGAACAGAAGGGGACUGGGAAGGAGACGGUUAUAUCUGCUAUGGAGAUAGGAGAGGCAAUACCUGCAAUAACUGAGGCUGUUACAUCAAGGAUGGUAUCACAUAUGAAGGAUAAAAGAUGCUGGCUUUCCUCAAGGCUGAAAGGUAGCAGGGGAGGCAAAAGAAUACCAGAAGAAACUAUAAGAAAAGGAUUCUAUCUUGCAAGGAUAGUCUCGUAUAUCCAAGGAUUCAAUCUAUUGAUGAAGGCUAGAAAGAAGUACGGAUGGACAUACACCAUUAAAGAUAUCACUAGGGUGUGGAGCAAUGGAUGCAUUCUCAGAGGAAAGCUUUUGAAUGUGGUUGAGGGCUUAGGGGAAGAAAGAGAGGAAGAUUUUGAACUUACGUCUGGGUUUGUGUCUCUCUACGACAGGUGCUCUGUGGACCUGAAAGAGAUGGUCUUAUAUUCUGUAGAAAAUGAGGUGGCCAUCCCAACUAUUUCAUCCUGUUUGAUGUAUUUGAAUGGCAUGAAAGAGAAGGAAGGGGGAGGCAAUAUGAUUCAGGCUAUGAGAGAUUACUUUGGAUCCCACACCGUGGUAAUGAAAGGGGAGUCUCAAUCUGUUCACAUUGAAUGGGCUUAG